This is a messenger RNA of Prorocentrum cordatum, 585 nucleotides long. The record is from the annotation of a GenBank genome assembly. NCBI's taxonomy places the organism in Eukaryota, Dinophyceae, Prorocentrales, Prorocentraceae.
GAGAGCGCGGCGCGCGGAGCGGCCGCGCUGGGCGCGGCCCUGGACACCCGCAGCCGCGCCCUGCUGGCCGGACGGCUGCCCGAGCUUGCCAGCCAGGGCUUCGGGGGCCUGCGGCGGGCCGUCGCUGUGCUCCGCGUGCUGACCGCGGACGACGGCGACGCCGCGGCCGCGGGUGCCGGUCUUCGGGCCGCCGCCUCCGCGGUCGUGCGCGAAGCGGGCGCGCACAUGAGGGCGCUGCUGCAGGCCAGCAGCCAGGAGGUGCUGGGCGACCUCCUGCGGGCGCUCGCGGCACUCUCGGGGGGCGCGCGCGGGGCUGGCGGCACCAUGGCCGCGCCGGAGGUGCAGGGCGUGUUCCGCGCGGCCAUGGUCGGGCUGAUGUCGAGGCGGGGGUGCGGCCCUCCCCUGCUGUGCGACCUUGCCGCUGAGCCUCUGGAUGAUAUUUACAGCCCGUUCUCUUGCGCGCCGCCACCGAGGGCUGGCUUCGCGCAGGCCUUCCUGCCUUUGAGAUCCCUGCGGAGCUGCUCGGAGCGGACGCCGCCUCGAGGCGGGGCGGUGGCCGUGCGCUGCAGCUGGCCUCUCUCCUGA